This is a messenger RNA of Panicum virgatum (switchgrass), 1160 nucleotides long. Its product is annotated as superoxide dismutase [Cu-Zn], chloroplastic-like. Gene Ontology annotation, biological process: removal of superoxide radicals. The record is from RefSeq and is a predicted model, not a curated record. The transcript is spliced from 8 exons. Lineage: Eukaryota; Viridiplantae; Streptophyta; Magnoliopsida; Poales; Poaceae. Gene Ontology annotation, molecular function: copper ion binding; superoxide dismutase activity. Bases 87 to 968 code for a protein of 293 amino acids.
CCUUAUCGCCGCCAGUCACCCACCCAACCCCCAGCACCCAAGACCCUCCCAAAGUCCCGAAGGCCGCCGCCGCCGCCGCCGCCGCCAUGGCCGCUCAGACCUUCCUCCUCGCGCCGCCCGCCGCCCUCUUCGCCGCCCCCUCUUCCUCCGCACGCCCUUUCCACUCGCUACGCCUCGUCGCCGGGCCCGGGGGUCCCGCCGCCGCCGCCAGGGCGCUCGUCCUCGCCGAUGCCACCAAGAAGGCCGUCGCCGUCCUCAAGGGCACAUCCGAGGUCGAGGGCGUCGUCACGCUCACGCAGGAGGACGACGGACCAACCAUUGUCAACGUCCGUGUCACUGGACUUACUCCUGGACUUCAUGGCUUCCACCUUCACGAGUUUGGCGAUACCACCAAUGGAUGCAUAUCGACAGGACCACAUUUCAACCCAAACAAUCUGACACACGGUGCGCCGGAAGAUGAAGUCCGCCAUGCGGGUGACCUGGGAAACAUUGUUGCCAAUGCUGAGGGAGUUGCUGAGGCAACCAUUGUUGAUAAUCAGAUUCCUUUGAGCGGCACAAAUUCAGUUGUUGGGAGAGCAUUUGUGGUUCAUGAGCUCGAAGAUGAUUUGGGGAAAGGCGGCCAUGAGCUUAGCCUCAGUACUGGAAAUGCUGGUGGAAGACUGGCAUGUGAUUGGUUGAUGUUUCUGAGUAGCAUCACUGGAAGACCGACUUUAAGCUUUAGUUCAUGGUUUGGCAUACCAGGGAACUUCAAGGUGUUGAGAAACUCCUUAGUGUACAUGUGUUCCAUACCUUUUGUUUUGCGCAGGUGUUGUUGGCCUGACUCCAUUGUAGGUUGCUCGCUCGGCGGAUUGCAGUUGAGACUUCAGUGUCACAUCCAUGGUGGCCUUCUAAAGGCUUCAAUCGUGUUAUUGGGGGCAGUGCCUUUUUUGUAUUACAUGAAUUUGCACCAUGCAUGGUGUGGUGGUUAAUAUAUAGCCUUUGCAGGUCGGUCGGUCGAUCAUAUAUAUAAAAAAGUAAUAUUUAUUUAGUUGAGGAAAUAAGUGUUGUCACAUGGAGUAUCAUCUAUGAAUUAAGCACUAUGAACAUCAAUCAACUCUUAUCGAGAUGUUUUGUUGUUGUACCAGCCUGUAAAACGUUUCAGCAUGUGUUUGUUAUGUGCA